This is a messenger RNA of Labeo rohita (rohu), 5729 nucleotides long. It is a transcript of the gene tbcela, whose product is annotated as tubulin folding cofactor E-like a. The record is from RefSeq and is a predicted model, not a curated record. The coding region runs from base 491 to 1771 and encodes 426 amino acids. Lineage: Eukaryota; Metazoa; Chordata; Actinopteri; Cypriniformes; Cyprinidae. Gene Ontology annotation, molecular function: alpha-tubulin binding. Gene Ontology annotation, biological process: protein folding. The transcript has 9 exons.
UUCCGUGACAGUAGGGUCAGCGUGACUGAUUUAUCAACAAUAACAAGAGCUACGCGGAACAGUUUGGCGAUCAAAGUGCGAGACCUCAAAUGACAUGACGUGGAUAAACUGACGGUUAGGAGUUAGUUUGAAUUACAGCGUCCUGUCCCGCGUCUCACUGAGGAGCUGCUCAUUCAAUGUAAGACACUUUAUGAUGAUGGAGGGAUGUUUUCGGCUCUAGCUAGCUAAAUAUUAGCUGAAGUAUGGUCAUUGUCAGGUGUUGACAUACAAAGAGUGCUGUUAUCUCUGAAGCCUGUUGUGAGGACGCUGAGCAGAGCCCAGUCUCUUUUGCUGGUUUGCGGCUACAUUUAUGCGUUUGAGCCCUGACACUCGAAAGACAAAUAGCUUUUGUAGAAAAAGUAAACAUUGUUUUAUGGCACAGCUGUGACUGUGGACCUGUGAGGACAAAUCGCACAGCAGUUGUAUAAGGUGCGUGGUGUGGGCCAGUGCAAUGGAAGCUUCAGAUACAGAAGGCCGCACCUUUAUGCAGGCGAUCAGUGAGAAGUACAGCCCAGAAAACUUCCCUUGCCGUCGGGGUCCAGGCAUGGGGGUGGUUGUGCCUUCUGGACAGCAGGGAUCACCUAUGAAAGACCGUCUGAACCUGCCCAGUGUUCUGGUUUUGAAUGGCUCUGGAAUCAGUCGUGCAGGAGAAGAGGGAGAAAUCGCUGCCUUCUGUGCUCAUGUAAUCGAACUUGAUCUGUCCCAGAACAAGCUCCAAGACUGGCAUGAGAUCACCAAGAUUGUUUCUAACAUCCCGAACCUGGAGUUCCUGAACCUCAGCUCUAAUCAGCUGAGUGAUGCAGUCUUGGACCCGGACUGCGCAAAGGCCUUCUCUAGCAUCCGCCGCCUCGUUCUUAACAAUACCCAGGUGUCCUGGGACACAGUGCACACAUUCACACGAGAGAUGCCUGAACUAGAGGAGCUGUUCCUGUGCCUUAAUGAGUACACCACUGUGACACCGGCCGCAAUGCCCUGCCCCACACUGCGUCUGCUCCACAUCACAGAUAACAGUCUCCAGGAGUGGAGUGAAGUACGAAAAUUCGGCUCCAUGUUCCCUGCACUGGACACUCUAAUCAUGGCCAACAACAACCUGAACUCCAUUGAAGACUCUGGAGAAAUACUUCAGCGGCUCUUCCCUAACCUUAGAAGCAUCAAUCUGCACAACUCAGGACUUAAUCGAUGGGAGGACAUUGAAAAGCUAAACUGUCUACCCAAACUGGAAGAAGUAAGGUUGCAAGGCAUUCCUCUACUGCAGACUUACACAAGCCCGGAGCGUCGCAGUCUAAUGAUAGCCCAACUGCCAUCAGUAAACAGCUUGAAUGGGAGUGUCGUGACGGAUGGUGAGAGAGAAGAUGCUGAGAGAUUCUUCAUCCGUUAUCACUUGGAUCAUUCAGAGGAAGAGCUGCCUCACAGAUACCACUGCUUGGUGACCAAAUAUGGGAAGCUGGCUCCUCUGGCUGAGAUUGACCUGAGACCACGUUGCCACGCCAAGGUGGAGGUGCGUUUUGAAGACAAAGUGGAGCAAGUGAACAUCCGUUUAGACCAGACCGUCGCAGAGCUGAAGAAGCAGCUGAGGACUGUAGUGCAGCUCCCCACCAGCAACAUGCGCCUUUACUACAUCGACAAAGGUUCUGCCUUCGGCCCUGACGAGUUGAAAUACAGCGCACGGGCCUUGCACUCCUACAGCAUUCAAGAUGGGGAUGAGAUCCUGGUAGUUCCCAAAACAAAAUAACCAUCUUUCUCCAGGAUCACUUAAAGCUAUGUUUAAACAACCAAAUCCACUUUGAACUAGCGUCAUCUAAGCUCCACAGAGUGAAUGGGACUGUCUUUCAGGGAAAAACUUCUAGGAUUUGCUGGGGCUUCAGUUCGGCACAUAAUGUGUCACGUCACUACACGGUCAUAAGAAACACCAUGACUCGUGUGCACCUUUGGUUUUGUUGCUGUUAUUAAGGGUUUCCUUUUUAUCUUCAGAGUUCACGAGCACCCCUGUAUUUUCAAACGUCUGUUUCUUCAAGAAUAAAGCACAGCGGAGGGCUCUGGCAGCCCAGGAUGUGCUUUUUACAGAUUUUAAGACAAUCACCCAUAGCUGAAAGAAAAUGUUGCACUGCACUGAUGUCUUAAAGAAGAAAUUAUGGAUAUCCAUUGCCUGCUGAUGUGUGUCGUAUGCUGUCAGCCAGUAAUUACAUGCAAAAGACUCUCAGGCCUUAUAUAUUGAAUGGGCAGUGCUAGAUUCACAUGAGGAAAGAUUUGCAAAACAUCUUAUUCACAAAUGUUUUUAAAUGUCCAGUUCAUUUUUAUAUUCCGACUGAAGAAUCCAGAAGGGAAUUGCGCAUGCAUGUGCAAUUUUUUUUGUUUCAGUCCUUUUGAAUAUUUCUAUUAGUACUUUCUCUGCUGCUUUGGAAGUGGGCACUCAAACUUGUAUACUAUCAGUCAAAAGUUUUUGAACAGUGAGAUUUGUAAUGAUUUUUAAAGAAUUCUUUUCUGCUCACCAAGCCUGCAUUUAUUUGAUCCAAAAUACAGCAAAAGCAGUAGUAUUAUAAAUUAUUUUUACUAUUUAAAACAACUGUUUUCUAUUUGAUUUGAUUUUUAAAGUGUAAUUUAUUCCUGUGAUCAAAGCUAAAUUUUCAGCAUCAUUACUCCAGUCUUCAGCAUCACAUGAUCCGUUAGAAAUCAUUCUAAUAUGCCGAUUUGCCGUUCAAGAAACAUUUUUAUUAUUGUUAUUAUUAUCAAUAUUUAAAACAGUUGAGUACAUAUUUUUUCAGGAUUCUUUGAUGAAUAGAAAGAUCCAAAGAUCAGCAUUUAUCUGAAAUAAAACGCUUCUUACAUUAUACACUAUACCAUUCAAAAGCCUGGAGUCAGUGUAUAUAUAUAUAUAUAUAUAUUUUUUUUUUUUUUUCUUAUUAAUAUUAUAGAAAGUAGUACUUUUUAUGUAUCAAGGAUGCUUUAAAUUGAUCAAAAGUGAUGAUAAAGACAUUUCUAAUAUUACAAACCAACUCUAUUCAUCAAAGAACCUGAAAAAUUCUGUUCAGCUGUUUUCUACGUAAUAAUAAUAAUAAAUGUUUUUUGAGCAGCAAAUCAGAAUAUUAGAAUGAUUUCUGAAGGAUCAUGUGACUGGAGUAAUGAUUCAGCUUUAUAUUUUACAUUUUAAAAUAUAUUCAAAUUGAAAAGCGUUAUUUUAAAUAGUAAAAAUAUUUCAAAAUUUUAUUGUUUUUGCUGUACUUUAGAUCAUAUAAAUUCAGGCUUGGUGAGCAGAAGGGAAUUCUGCUCUGAAAAAAAAAAUAAAACAAUAAAAGUCUUACUGUUCAAAAACUUUUGACUGGUAGUGUAUCUCCAAUACAAAGCACACGCUGGGAAAAGUGCUUAUCCUCAUUUCACUUGUAUUCAUAUUAUGGAGUGUGUUGAUUUGGAUAUUUUACUCUUGGAAUAAUGAGAUAUGACAAAACAUAAGUCUGCCAAAGAUUAUUAUUCACAGUAUUUACUAUUGAUUUACUGAUUAGUGUUAUCUGUUAAAAACAAAACAAAUUAGUGGUAAACCAAUCAUAGUAUAUGACUAUAUCAAGCCAGUAUAAUAUAACCAGGAAAUUUAAUUUAGCUUAAUAUAGGUUAGUUUGUUUAUUCAUCAGAGCAGAUUGAGCAUUAAAUCACUUGCUUACUAGUGGAUCCUUUGCAGUGAAUGGGUGCCGUCAGAAUGAGAGUCCAGGCAUCUCAUAAAAACAUCACAGUAAUCUACAUGUACUCCACACAGCUCCAGUUAACAUCUUGUGAAGUGUAAAGCUGCGUGUUUGUAAGAAACAAAUUAAUCAUUAGGACAAAAUUUCUUUCUCCAGUGGAAAAAAAUCAUGUCAUCUCUAUCAGGAGAGAUGUGCAUAUUUCUCUCCUGAUUUAGAUUAAAUGACUUUUUCAAGGAAACAGUUUUAAACCAAUAUGUCAGUGGAUUUUGAUGUGAGAGGAAAACAGGAUAGACUUGAGGCGUAUGGAUCACUUGUAGAUUAUUGUGAUGUUUUUAUUAGCUGUUUGGACUCUCAUUCUGAUGGCACCCAUUCUCUACAGAGGAUCCAUUGGUGAGCAAAUGAUGUAAUGCUAAAUUAAUUAAAUUCUAAAAGUCUUCAUUCUUCAUAACAUCUUUUGUAUUCCACAGAAAAAAGAAAAACUUACAGAUUUUGACUGACAUAAGGGUAAGUAAAUGAUGUUUUCAUUUCUGUGUGAACUACCCUUUUAAAGAUACUGCAGCUUGUCUAAAAUAAACAUGCAAUGCAAGACUGUUACCUUACGGUACAGAAAGCAACAAGUUUUUUUUCUACAGGAGUUCUAGGAUAAAACCAGCAAAUUAUUUAUUCAUACCUGGUACAUUGAUCAAAUCAGUGCAUGAACCUCAUUUGCUCGCCAUACUGAAUUCAGCAAAAACCCACCAUGUUUAGUAACUGAAACUGGUGAAAAUGUAGUUUGUUGCUUUUUUUAUUAUUAUUUCAUAUAUAACAUGAUAGCAUGACUUGAAGGAUUGGACUGAAUGGAAAAGCACUGAGAUCCUUUCGGCGUAACUCACAAAUGCUUAGGUUAGUAGUAGAUUAGCUUUUCUCUUAUGUACUGAUAUAUAAAAGUGUAUGAAAAAUAUGCGAGAAUACUGAAGGUUAGAUUUCUCAUGAAACAUUUCAGGUUUCACGUCGGUAAGACGUGAUUUAAACCAUGCUGUUUGAUUUAAGUUGUAAAUCAGAAUUUGGAAUCAGUUUUUUAUAACCAAAAAGUAAAAUGAGUAGAUAGUCAGAGAUUUAAUGACUUGUAUGUGUAUAACUUAAAUUAAAGUGGGAAGUAAAAUGUUAAAAUCAGCUCCCAUAGUUGUAGAAGUAAUUUAAGGUUGUUGUUGGGUUGGGGGAAGAAAGACGAUGAGGAUUAUAUAACAAGGUAGCAUCUGCUAUGCCUUUAACACUCUUUAUGCCUUUAUCUGCAACCCCUAAUCAAACAUUAAAGCAGAAAUGAAGCGCUGUUUUUUUGUCUCUAGGAUUUCCUUUUAGAGUAUCAAUAUUUGAUGAUCUGUGCCCACACAGGACAUGCUAUUGAUAUUAGGGGUUCACUUUUGCAUAAUUAUUUUAUGGUUUUUCUAUAUGUAUGCAUUAUUAAUAUUCCAAUGUUACGACCUUGAAGGUAAUGCCACUUAAACUGUGACUGGCGCAUAUGAAGUGUGAAGAUAAAAAUUGUAACAUUUACUACUGUACCACUGAAGAGAAUGUUUACCAAGUGAAAUUGACUGAAAUUACUUUUGCCAUUUAGCACACUUUUCAAUCAGUGUGACUCAGUACACUAUUGCUGUUAUAUCCAAAUACAUUUUACAUUUUAAUUUUUCUGUCUUUCUUAGCAUAUUAUGUGUUGCAUUAUCUGUUGUACAUUUGCUGUUCUUAAUAUUCAGUUACAGUUGAUUUGUAAAGGGUGUGUAAAAGGCGGUUAAGUGUCGAAGGGAUGAGAAUUCCAGAGAGUCAUUUAUCUAAUGGAUGCAUUAGGCCUGUUAUUGUAAUAUGUAACACUUACAUACUUCAGUUGAGUUGCACACAGUCACACCAUUAAUGUGUUACAAUUUUCAAAUCAGAUUUGACUGUUUUAUACCAUAUGAUUUGCCAGUAUAUGUGCACACUAAUGUAUCUAUGUUUGAAAGUUGAAUGGAGUGGGACAAAGGAAAAAUAAACUUUUACCAACUGUCA